Messenger RNA from Aphanomyces astaci, 1023 nucleotides. RefSeq lists its product as hypothetical. The transcript has a single exon. NCBI's taxonomy places the organism in Eukaryota, Oomycota, Saprolegniomycetes, Saprolegniales, Verrucalvaceae. The record is from RefSeq and is a predicted model, not a curated record. Bases 1 to 1023 code for a protein of 340 amino acids.
AUGAUGCAAGCCCUUGUCUCGGUCCUGGCUGCAACCACAGCGCAUGCGCAAUCCAGCACGGACGUCGGAACUACGUCGUUGUCGAACAACAGCGGCGGUGCUGGUGCCUGUGUCGCUGUGCAGUUGAUUCCGUCCGUUGAAGGUGCCAAUGGCGUGUCCGUGUUCUCGGACGAAUCCUGUGAGAAGGAUGCGACGAAUUGCGUGCCGUUGACGUACUGCCGCAAGUGCAAGCUGUACGACACGGCCGUGUCGUUCCUGUUCAAGUCGUGUCCACCCAGCGCUUUCCCUGCCGUGAUGUCGUCGUCGCAGGUCAAUUGUCCGUCGUACUUGUACCCGGAAGAACCCCCGACGGGUAUUUCUGCUAUCUAUGACGCGCAAUGCCCUAUUUAUGGAGGCAAGGGGUGCAUUUCCAACGGCGCGGCAUGUCGUCGAUGCCUCGUGAAUGCAUCGAGUGGGCUUGAUUACCACCCUUGCGACUUGAACACGUGCCUGCCCUCUGCGGUGGUGACCCUCAAAGGCGCCGUGGGCAUUUUGGAUCCGCGUUGCAACGACGCCGGCACGUCUACCCUUGUGGGCUGCAUUCCAUUCACGUCGUGUCGGUUGUGUCGACUCGACAAGAAUGAAGAGAACGCGUACUUGCCUGGUUGCGCCGCGUUGACAUGGCCAACAUUGUCUGACCAAAGCGGCAACUAUCAUGCGGCUGAAUUGUCAGUCGCAGCCUCCUCGUCUGACGUAGCCAUUCCGUGGCCAAACGUGGACGUGAACCUCUCGCACAUGGCGGCCGCCAUCCAGUCGUUCUCGAUAGACGUGGGACAAGAUGUGUUUGGCAAGACUAUGGCGAACGACGUCAUCAUCUCUGUAGUCCUGGCAGUACUUCUCGUGUUGAUUGGCAUCGCCGCCUCCGUCGUGUACGUGAAGUGCAUCCGUGUGAAGGCCGUCACGACCAUCCCCAUAAUCUCCAAACCCGGUACUCAUAGCAAGCAUCCCCAGAUCCACGACCCCGAGAUUUCCGUCGUGGUUUAA